CCAUUCACUCAAACCCCACACACACAAAAAAAAAACUCAAACAAAACACUUCCAUUUCAACAAUUCAACCAAAACCCGUCUUGGAAUUCGCCUCUUUCAAUCCAAGUUUUUCUGCCUUUCUUUCCACAACGGUCUUCGUUUGUUUAAACAGAUAUAAAGAAUAGAGAAAACCACUGUUAGUACUACUAAUUCUACAAUGGUGGUCUUAUCCCAACAUGACCAUUUCCCUUACCUUAGAAAUUGCAGAGGCACUAAUAACUUACUAUACGGUAUUCCAUUAAUAGACCUUUCGCAACCCGACUCAAAGCAACUCAUAGUGAAGGCCUGUGAAGAUUUUGGAUUCUUCAAAGUCAUCAACCAUGGCGUCCCAAUGGAUUUUAUCAGGAGGUUGGAAUCUGAAGCAGUCAAAUUCUUUUCCCUGCCUCUUUCCGAGAAAGAGAAAGCAGGGCCUCCCAACCCUUUUGGGUACGGAAACAAAAAGAUUGGUCAACAUGGCGAUAUAGGUUGGGUUGAAUACCUUCUCUUAACAACCAAUUCGGAAUUCAUUUCUGAAAGGUUUAAAUCGGUUUUCGGCGGAGACCCGGAAAAGCUACGUUUUGCUUUGGACGACUACAUCUUGGCGGUGAAGAAAAUGGCGUGUGAGAUUCUGGAACUGAUGGCAGAAGGGCUGAAGAUUCAGCCGAGGAAUGUGCUGAGUAAGCUGUUAAUGGAUGAACAGAGUGACUCUGUUUUCAGACUGAAUCACUAUCCGCCAUGUCCAGAGGUUGGAGGUGGGAAUGUGAUUGGGUUCGGAGAGCACACAGACCCACAAAUCAUUUCAGUGCUGAGAUCCAACAACACUUCUGGCCUCCAAAUUUCUUUGAGGGAUGGCAGUUGGAUUUCAGUCCCACCUGAUCAAGACUCCUUUUUUAUCAAUGUCGGCGACUCUCUACAGGUGAUGACUAACAGUAGAUUCCAAAGUGUGAAGCACAGAGUUCUGGCAAACGGCUUGCAAUCUAGAGUUUCAAUGAUCUAUUUUGGGGGACCCCCUUUGUGUGAGAAAAUAGCUCCAUUGCCCUGUCUCAUGAAAGGUGAAGAAAGUUUGUACAAAGAGUUCACAUGGUUCGAGUACAAAAAAUCUGCUUUCAAGACCAGAUUGUCUGAUAACAGGCUUGGACACUUCGAGAAAAUUGCAGCCUCAUAAGUCAUAUCUCUCCAAUGAAACUAAAAAAAAGAUAAUAAUAAUAAUAAUAAUUUCCCACUUAUUAGAUAAAUGUUUUAAAUAGAAUUAUAUCUUCUGUCUAAUCAUAAUUGGCUAGGCUAUAGAUGGAAUACUUUUAAUGUUUUUUUUCCCUCCCCUUCUUGGUUUGUCUUUGCUCUUCCUAUUUUGCCCUUUUUCUCUCAUCAUGUAAAGAAAACUACCCUUUUCUCUCUCUCUCUCUCACUCUUAGACUUGGGUUCAUUUCGUUGAAAAGGAUUAUGUAAACUUCUUGUUCAUAACAAAAAUGGCUCUCGAUUGUGUCUCAAA
Messenger RNA from Humulus lupulus (European hop), 1507 nucleotides. Its product is annotated as gibberellin 2-beta-dioxygenase 1-like. NCBI's taxonomy places the organism in Eukaryota, Viridiplantae, Streptophyta, Magnoliopsida, Rosales, Cannabaceae. The transcript has 3 exons. The record is from RefSeq and is a predicted model, not a curated record. Bases 197 to 1183 code for a protein of 328 amino acids. Gene Ontology annotation, biological process: gibberellin catabolic process; response to light stimulus.